Molecule: messenger RNA, 921 nt
Organism: Alternaria atra
Lineage: Eukaryota; Fungi; Ascomycota; Dothideomycetes; Pleosporales; Pleosporaceae
Exons: 2
Coding region: 1-921 (306 amino acids)
Molecular function (GO): protein binding
Source: RefSeq, a predicted model, not a curated record
AUGUCUGGCGCACAGGAAAAACCGCUCAAUGAGCUCCUCUCCCGCUCAAUGGUCGAUAUCUAUGUCGGCCCCGAGAACACGCACUGGAUCCUCCAUGAGAAACUCCUCUGCCACCACUCGCCCUUCUUCCGCAAAAUCUUCUACUCCAAAUCCAACUCUUCAUCGCGCACACAAUCCUUCGGCCUCCCCGAAGAAGAAGAUGCGCCCUUUAAGACUUUCGUCGGCUGGCUUUACUCCUCCUCCCUCCCCGUCCCGCGCGAGGAAGCCGACCUAGGCGUAUGCUUCGACCUGUACCUAAUGGCCGAGAAGUUUGAGAUCCCAGGUCUCGUCGCCGAUGUCCUUCAGGUUGUUAGGGAAUGGUACAAGUACAGCGAUAGCUACCCUGGUCUACGUCGCGUACAAUACAUCUACGCAAACACCGAGGAAGGCAGCCCAAUGCGACACAUGCUCGUGCACGCCGUCGCACGCAUGAUGGUAAUCGAAAAGGGCAUUCCCGCACACUGGGACAAGGCACUCCGUAAGAACGGACAACUCGCCGUCGACAUCAUCAAAGCGAUCCAGGACUGGCGUCUUGAAGAAGAAGUCGUACCUGAUGCGCGCGAGGAACCCGCUGAGGCCGAGGACCUCAUCGACGUGGAGCAGGAGACGGCGAAACUGGAUGAGGAGGCGGAGCAAGAAAUUGACGAUGAUAUCCGUGCGGAGAGAACCGAGGAGGCUGAUGACUCUGAGGAUACGGUUGUCGAGAGCCCGACUAAUGAGUCGAAACGCCCCAAGCCGACGACACAGAAGAGCGGCAAGGGCGGCGCUGGCGAGGAUAUCAAGAGCAAGGACAACGGCCUUGUCAAGGACUUUAGCAAGUUCAGUUUGCAAGAAAUGCCGAAUGAGAUGACCAAUGGCGACUACGGCACUCUUCGCGCGUAA